CAGAGGAAACCAUUUGACUGCUCACGCCAUGCGGAUCGAAUAGAACUUUGAAUAAUCGAAAAAGGCUUCUGAAAACGCCCAACGAUUUCCAAACCAACAACUUCGUAUUGCUUCCUUUCGAAGUGUAAUGGAGGAUGACUGCAGUUUGCCAGGCGGCCCUGACUUUGGCUUACUAUGUACAGAAAACAGAGAAUUCCUUUACAACGGUGAUGGCAUCACAACACCAGCAAGUCUUACUACUUCAGAUUCUAUGCAGGCUUUUGAAGAGGACGACGAAAGCAAUAUGGCGACCUCAUUCGGAGGAAGCAGUCUUGCCGAGUCCGUCUCUUCUAAAGUGAGCUGUAGUUCAGUUCUCUCUGACGGCGAGAAACGCAAAAAAGUAAGAAAGCGAGACUCAAAACGGGAUAGAGAAAGAAGUGCAGCCGAGCAAGGCGCUUACAAAAAGCUCCGAGAAGUUGUACCAACACUAAACGCGAUAAAAAAGCCAACCAAACUACAAACAAUUCGACAUACUCUAAAGUUCAUCGAGUGCCUGCAAGAUAAGUUAAAUGAUUUAGAGGGGGAGAAACUCGGCGAAGGGGAUAGUACCGAGACCAACACAAACGAAAAUGGAAAAAAUAAAUAAAUUCCGAACUAUGUGGUUGAUAACCAUGUACGAGUAUAUAAACAAGAUACUAGAUGGAGUGGUAGAAUCUAUUAUUAUUAUCAAAUAAUAAUAAUAAUAAUAACUUAGGAUAAAGCUUUUGUACAAUUGUUGUGCAGCUUUGUAUAUCAAAAGUGUCU
Messenger RNA from Exaiptasia diaphana, 783 nucleotides. RefSeq lists its product as uncharacterized. The record is from RefSeq and is a predicted model, not a curated record. The transcript is spliced from 2 exons. Lineage: Eukaryota; Metazoa; Cnidaria; Anthozoa; Actiniaria; Aiptasiidae. Bases 128 to 625 code for a protein of 165 amino acids. Gene Ontology annotation, molecular function: protein dimerization activity.